Scleropages formosus (Asian bonytongue) is the source of this 1512-nucleotide messenger RNA. RefSeq names its product arginine/serine-rich coiled-coil 1 (gene rsrc1). The transcript is spliced from 11 exons. The record is from RefSeq and is a predicted model, not a curated record. The coding region runs from base 201 to 1214 and encodes 337 amino acids. Gene Ontology annotation, cellular component: nucleus; cytoplasm. NCBI's taxonomy places the organism in Eukaryota, Metazoa, Chordata, Actinopteri, Osteoglossiformes, Osteoglossidae. Gene Ontology annotation, biological process: alternative mRNA splicing, via spliceosome.
AUCAUGUAUCUGAUGUGGAAAAGAGAGAGAGCGACAGUGACACGGGACAGGUCUGCCUGCCUCUUUCCCGUUUCUCUGCGAUCGACGCACUCCGCAUCUACCAGCGAUGUCUUUCAGGCGCCGUGUGGCGCUGCUAUUUGAGAGUGUGUUUAGAAAGGCACAGUAAAAGGGCGAAACCGUUUCUCUGUCUCUCAUUUGUGAUGGAUCCAGAGAUGGGCCGCCACUCGUCGGACAGUGAGAAUGACAGCCGCAGCAGCCGCAGGAAGAAGAGGCACCGACAUCGCUCUUCCUCUUCCUCCAGCUCAUCAGGAAGCCGCGUGACCAGCCACAGCAAGAGGUCCAGUCGGAGGACGAGGUCCCGCUCAAGAGACCGAGACCGUGAUCGAGACAGAAGGCGUAGGAGGAGGUCCAGCAGCAGCUCCUCCUACGAGUCGUCACGGAAGAAGAGGAGCAGCCGCAGUACGGAGAGGGGCAAGGCCCACCGCUCCCGGAAGUCCCGGUCCCGCAGCCGAAACAGGAGGUCUCGUUCUCACCAUCGUCGAUCGCGCAGCCGCAGUAGUGGACGGUCCAGUCACAAACACAGCCGCAGCAGAAGCAGAUCGCGGGACCGCAGCCGGCGCAAAGCCCGGGAGAAGGAAAAAGAGAAGGGACGCGACCACACAAGAGACCGUGACCGAGGCAAGGAGAAGGCUAAAGACCGGGGCAAGGAGAAGGAGACACGUGCAGACAAACAGGGGGAUGCCGGAAACAUCAAAGCGGGAUUAGAACAUCUGACUCCAGCAGAACAAGCGAAGGCUAGGCUCCAGCUGGUUCUGCAGGCAGCAGCUAAAACCGAUGAAGUGCUGAAAGCCAAGGAGAAGAAAGAGGAAGCGGCAAGGAAGAGGAAGGAAGAAGAGGAGGCCUCGCUGGAGGAGCAAGUGAGGAGGAUAAAGGACAUCGAAGCCAUCGAGAGCGAGUCCUUUGUUGCCCAGGCUUUCAAAUCAACCCGAGACGGCAAAAAGGCCACUGAUCCGGCAGAAAUCAAAGAGCCAGACUCUGCAGACCCACCCCGUGACAAAGUGGACCUUGCCCUUCCCACGACCAUCCGCUAUCAUGACAGCGACACUCUCGCUCACCCCAAUCUGUUCGUGGACAAAGAGGAGGCGGAGGAGAAGUGGCUGAACAGGCUGAUUGCCCUUCGGCAGGAGAGGCUCAUGGGAAGUCCUGUGCAGUGAUCUGUGCUCAGUGCCUACCAGGCCCAAUAUUGCUGCGAUCUGACACAAGUACAGUGAGCAAUUGGUGUGUUCACCGGCGCCCCUCUGCGUCAGCUGCUGUAGAGUGAAGGUGACCAGAGCCGAGCCGGUAAUUGAGCCUCGCCUCUUUGGUACAUACCGUUUCUCAGUCCGCCACAGCUGCAGCCACGCAUGAUGUCCAAAACCUCAGUUCCUUCAACGUGUUGUAGAGAACAGGAGUCCUGUGAAACAAAGAAUUUGCUCUUUUAUGUUUGUUUUCCCUCUAAGUUUUGUGACGUUU